UAGGCUAGUGUCAGUCUAGUUUUUGGCAAAAACCAAACACGGACUCGAGAACUUGGUAUGCUAAACGAGUGUGUGAGGAAGCGAAAUUAAUUGGCUGCACGGGAUGCGAUAAACCGCAAGAAACCGAUCAGACGAUUUUCUUUCUUCUUUUUUUUUUCUGGGUUGGAACGGUGUGAAAAUGUGCAGCCUGUCUCCGUAACAAGUGACCAUUCAUUGGGAUGCGCUUGUUUGGGGAGGGAAGGAUAGCUGUUGUUGCUGCAGUUGCAGCUGCCUCUGCGAUCCACGGGGACCGCGUCCUGUGUUUUUGCCAAAUAAUAGUGCACUACAGUAGGCUAUAUGCGCCGUUGAAUGGCGGCCGUGGCGUAGGCUACGCUUGCGCUGUAAGCAUCUACGCUGUUAGCAUCUCCAUCAAAUCUUCAAGCCACAUACUUGUCCCAAUAGAAGCUUGUGGUACGCCCGAAGGUGUGCAGGUGUAAGAAAAGAGCUUACUGGCACUUGGUCACAGAUGUGGAAAGCCUGGAUUUAGGACGUUUCAGAAUAUAGCCCGUCUGAUCAGAGGCUGACUCCUUCGGCUGCCUGCCCCUCCCGCCCAAUCAGACGGAAGUCCACAGCCAAUCAGAGCUGAGCACGCUCACACCGGGUGGGGGAGCGCCCAAGGACAUCCAAAAAAACAAAAAAAAACCCUCACAGCUCGAACCCAAGCCUGCCGCUGGUGGAGUCGGGCAGUUCACCCAGGGAGUGCUGGGACGUAAAUGAGCCUGCCCGUGCCUUGUGCCGCCUGACCCCGUAGCUGCAGCCGGACGAUGUGCUUCCUGUAGACCCCCGAACCCCGCGUGCCUGAGCCAGCCAUGAACCACGAGGAGGCGGAGCUGGGGGAGGAGCCGGUCGGCGGCAGGGCGGAGCUUAACGAGGCCGUGGAGGCGGACCUGGAGCGUCCCGAGGCGGGGGAGGAGCCUCGGCCCCAGCACCGGCGUCGGCACGACAACGGCGGGGGGCGACCCCGCGGGCAGAGCGGCCACGGGGCGGCGCCGGAGAACGGCGAGCGGCAGAACCAUCACCACGGCAACCAGCCCGCCCCCGCCGCCGCCCGGUACCGCCGGCACGAUGCCUCGGGCGGGGCCGGGAGCCGCUCCCGUGGCCAGCGGCGGUCCGUGGAGGAAACUGAGGUGGAGCAGCAGCAGCAGCAGCCCCUGCCACGCCCAGGCGUGACCCGGUACCGUCGGCAGGGCGAUAACGAGGCGCGGCUGAGGGCCCAGCAGCAGCGGCAGCAGCAGCGGCAGAGACAGAUGCAGCAGAGGGAGGCGGAGAGGGUGGAGCCUCAGCCCCAGGCCCCGCCUCCGCAGACCCCGCCUCCUGCGCAGGCCCCGCCCACUCAGCGGGAGGACCUGGAGGAGGACGAGGAGGGCGGGGACUCCGCGCUGGCCCGCUCCGCCAGCACGGAGAGCGGCUUCCACAACCACACGGACCGGGCGGAGGGGGACGUCGUCAUGGAGCCCGACGGCGAGGACGAGAGCGUGUACAGCACCCCCUACAGGCCGGAGGCUGAGGAGUACACCGAGAGCGCCGAGGCAGAGCAGCACGGGGGCUCCCCCCAGCCCCACCCCCAGCCCCGCCCCCAGCCACGCCCACAAGCCCACCCUCACCCACAGCCCCAGUACCCUCCCCAGCCUCCGCCGCUGCCCCAGGAACCCCUCCCAAACGUGGACAGGCCCCUCACCCAGGAUGCGGAGGCCCUGAACCCCUCCUACUCCAGCUACGUCUACACCCAGCAGCUGUACCGGAUGGGCGGGGCCGGCGGGAGGGGCGAGGCGGUGGAGGGGGCGGACCCCGAGGACGAGCCCUACGCCGAACCCUACGCCGACUACGGCGCGCAGGAGCACGUGUACGAGGAGAUCGGGGACGGCCCCCAGCCCGACGGCGAAGGGGAGGGGCCGGGGGAGGGCGAGGGGGAGACGGCCCAGCAGAGGAGGGCCGGGUUUCGCCUCUUCGAGCGGGACAGCUACCGCCAGCAGGAGGCGGUGGGCUCCCGGCUCCACCACUACGACGAGCGCUCGGACGGGGAGUCGGACAGCCCCGAGAAGGAGGCGGAGUUCGCCCCGUACCCCCGCAUGGACAGCUGCGAGCAGGAGGAGGACAUCGACCAGAUCGUGGCCGAGGUGAAGGAGAGCCUGAGCUCCCAGAGCCUGGACCGGGCCGCCGGGGACUGGCCCGAGUCCGAGGGCCAGCCGGGGGACGGGGACGCGGACGCCGCCGGGCCCCACGGGCAGGAGGAGGAGGAGGAGCAUCCGGAGGAGGAGGAGGAGGAGGAGGCGCGAGAGGUGCGCGAGGAGGUGGAGGAGGCGCCGGAGGAGGAGGAGGCGGCCAAGCAGCCCCCCCAGGAGGAGGAGCCCCUGCAGAGGCACAGCCGGGAGAAGAGGGACGCCAUCUCCCUGGCUAUCAAGGACAUCAAGGAGGCCAUCGAGGAGGUGAAGACGCGGACGGUGCGCUCGCCGUACACGCCGGACGAGCCCACCGAGCCCAUCUGGGUGAUGAGGCAGGACCUCAGCCCCACCGGGGACUGCGACCUGCAGCCGCCACUAGGGGCAGACUCUCCUGGCUCAGGCUCCACCUCUCCACAGGGGGCGGAGUCUUCCGGGCAACACCCAACCCUGCAUGAGAGCAGUGACAGCUUUGAGUCCCCUUCCCCAGCCAGCAAGGAGCCCAGGAGGAGUUUGGCCUCCUUCCCGACCUAUGUUGAAGUUCCUGGACCUUGCGACCCAGAGGACCUCAUCGAUGGCAUCAUAUUCGCCGCCAACUACCUGGGCUCCACCCAGCUUCUGUCGGACAAAACCCCGUCCAAGAACGUGCGCAUGAUGCAGGCUCAGGAAGCCGUGAGCCGGAUCAAGACGGCCCAGAAAUUAGCCAAAAACAGGAAGAAGGCUCCUGAGGGAGAGGCCCAGCCCAUGACCGAGGUGGACCUGUUCAUCUCCACCCAGCGAAUCAGAGUGCUGAACGCUGACACACAGGAGACCAUGAUGGACCACCCGCUGAGGACCAUCUCCUACAUCGCGGACAUCGGGAACAUCGUGGUGCUGAUGGCCCGGAGGAGGAUGGCCCGCUCCAACUCGCAGGAGAACGUGGACGCCCUGGACCCCGCCCAGGAGGAGAAGCGCCAGUACAAGAUGAUCUGCCACGUCUUUGAGUCCGAGGAUGCUCAGCUGAUCGCGCAGUCGAUUGGCCAGGCCUUCAGCGUGGCCUACCAGGAGUUCCUGCGGGCCAAUGGGAUCAACCCCGAGGACCUGAGCCAGAAGGAGUACAGCGACCUCCUCAACACCCAGGACAUGUACAACGAUGACCUCAUCCACUUCUCCAAGUCCGAGAACUGCAAAGAUGUGUACAUAGAGAAGCAGAAGGGGGAGAUUCUGGGCGUGGUCAUCGUUGAGUCUGGGUGGGGCUCCAUCCUGCCCACCGUCAUCAUCGCCAACAUGAUGCAUGCCGGCCCUGCGGAGAAGUCCGGCCGCCUCAACAUCGGAGACCAGAUCAUGUCCAUCAACGGGACCAGCCUGGUUGGCCUGCCUCUGUCUACCUGCCAGAGCAUCAUCAAGGGAUUGAAGACCCAGUCCCGGAUAAAGCUCAACAUCGUGAGGUGCCCCCCGGUGACCACCGUCCUCAUCCGGAGGCCCGACCUCAGAUAUCAGCUGGGCUUCAGCGUGCAGAACGGCAUUAUCUGCAGCCUUAUGAGGGGGGGGAUCGCCGAGCGAGGGGGGGUGCGCGUCGGCCACCGCAUCAUCGAGAUCAACGGGCAGAGCGUGGUGGCCACGCCCCACGAGAAGAUUGUGCACAUCCUGUCCAAUGCUGUAGGAGAGAUUCAUAUGAAGACGAUGCCUGCUGCCAUGUACCGCUUACUGACAGCCCAGGAGCAGCCAGUUUACAUCUGAGACUGACUGGAAAAACCCAGUGACCUUUGACCCCCUGAGCCCCCCCCCCCCCACCACUAGUGUUACCCUCCCUCCCCUCAAUCUCUCCUGUGCAUUAGUACAUUUAUGUAUGCUGCUCACCACUCCUUCCCCACCCUGUGUGUGUGUGUGUGUGUGUGUGUGUGUGUGUGUGCGUGUUUGUGUCAUACCGAAGGAGCUUGCGUCCUUAUCAUUUUCUUCCCCUUUUAUUUUUUAUUUGGAAUCCACUGGCUGCUGGUUUGUUUGGAUUUUGGUCUCUCAUAUUUGAUUUAUGUAUGAUGUUUAACAUGAAAACACACACACAAACACACACACACACACACACAAACCGUGUGCGCUUCUCUGGUACGUAGAGGCAUCUUGAUGGCCUUUGUACUGAUUUACAGAACAUUCCUCCUCUGUCGGGUUCCAGUGGGUAAGGGGGGGGGUGGGGGUGUGGGGGGAGUCUGCUCACCUGAGAUUCCACCCCCCCUCCCCCAUCCCACUCUUUCACAUUUUCAUUUAACAAGCAUUCCUUAAGAUACACGUCUUUCUGCCACCCCGCCCCCCCCCCCCCAAACACCCCCCACCCCACACACAGAGGGAAACAACAUAAAACUGGACCAAGAUUAAAAUUAUACAUCUGCAAAUGUUCCAAGGUAAUUCACUUUUUUUGGGGGGGGUGGGGGGGGGACUUUUCCACAAAAUAGUUGAACAGAGCAGGCCUAUUUUAAGGACUUCACAGGCUGGUUUCUCCAGCUGAGGCUCAUAAUUAACAUUCACAGGAUUCUUUUUUUUUUUAAAUCACAGAUAAUUCUGUAUACUCAUGAUGCAGGAAAAUAGUAUUUUCUCUGAUGUCAGUCAGGUUUUACCCAGCACCAGUGGCUCUGACUCAAAGCGGUAUCUGUCUGUCUGUCUGUCUGCUGGUGAUAGGCUGUUGCCAGCUCCUCUCUCUCCAGUGUGGGAACAAGCCUGUAGAGAGCCCUGGACGGAUAAAAGAAGCAUCCGUAUCGCGGUAGCAUUCUGGAAGAGCAUCGAAAAUGAAAAGUAAAAAUUUACCAUUUUGCAGUAACUAUGUUUGGACUCGGCAACAAAUUUGAAAGUUGGGGAAAAAAUGAAUUAAAUCUGACCUUUGUAGCAUCUUUCCUAAAGCACAGUCCUGCAGAGAAGUCUUACUGAUAGGGAGUUUAGUUUUUUUAUUUAGUUUUUCUUUAAGUGCAAUAUAUAUUUUUAAAAUGUAAGAUAUAACAUUCCUCUGUUUUUUUUUCUUUCUUAGUUUUAUUGAAUAUUCAAUAUUUAUGAAAGGGUGAUACUGCAAUUUUUCAUUUUCUCCUCAGGGCAUUCACGUUUUGACCACUUUUUAAUACUUGAAAAUAGAACCUUUUUCCCCCGAAAACUUGAAAAAUGGCGGGAGGGGAUUUCAUGUGAAUUUAUUUCGUUUUUUGGAGGGGGAGGGGGAAGGGGAAUCUCAGACCAAAGCAACGAAGAAGCUCAAAACAAACUAACAGACGAAGCAUGAAGCUGUACAUCAUGCUGUGACCGUUCUCCAGAGAUAUAGGGUCACAGCUGCAGUACAGUGUAAUGUGGAUGCACACCCUACUGCAUGACUGGAAUGUAAGCACUAGCUAUAAAUGUACCAUACAUUACUCCAUGAUCCCUUUCUGGAAUUUACUAAACCUGGGUAAAACUAUUAUUUGAAAAACUUAAAAGUUUUUGUUUAUUUGAAAAACAUUUUAGAGGCCAGGACAACUCCUGCAGAUUGCUGACAUUUUUAAAACAUCUAUUUUAUCCAAUAUCUUUAAAAAAAAGUAUUCAUUCAUGCAGUAGGAUUGUAUGUUUUUGGUUAGUAAC
Messenger RNA from Anguilla anguilla (European eel), 5765 nucleotides. It is a transcript of the gene apba1a, whose product is annotated as amyloid beta (A4) precursor protein-binding, family A, member 1a. Gene Ontology annotation, biological process: chemical synaptic transmission. The transcript has 14 exons. Lineage: Eukaryota; Metazoa; Chordata; Actinopteri; Anguilliformes; Anguillidae. The coding region runs from base 849 to 3917 and encodes 1022 amino acids. The record is from RefSeq and is a predicted model, not a curated record. Gene Ontology annotation, molecular function: amyloid-beta binding; protein binding. Gene Ontology annotation, cellular component: dendritic spine; plasma membrane; cytoplasm.